Wyeomyia smithii (pitcher-plant mosquito) is the source of this 1097-nucleotide messenger RNA. RefSeq names its product ras-related protein Rab-35 (gene Rab35). NCBI's taxonomy places the organism in Eukaryota, Metazoa, Arthropoda, Insecta, Diptera, Culicidae. The record is from RefSeq and is a predicted model, not a curated record. The transcript has 5 exons. The coding region runs from base 313 to 930 and encodes 205 amino acids. Gene Ontology annotation, cellular component: endosome membrane; plasma membrane. Gene Ontology annotation, biological process: endocytic recycling. Gene Ontology annotation, molecular function: GTPase activity; GTP binding.
AGCAUUUGGCAUCUCUGGUCAAUUGCCAUUUGCCAAACAUUAAAUCAUUCGUCCUGAUCACUUGAUAAAUAAAUAGUAAAGUUUAGUAAAUUAGGCAAAUGGCUGUUCAAAAUAGUUUUUUUUCCAUGAAGUAAAAUACGGUAAAUAGCUCAGAGUACUUAAAAUUGACUCGAUAUUCUUCAUAUUACCGUUGUCUUUACUUGGAUAACAAAUGGCGAAAAUGUAUGUGUGUUAGGUUGAAGUUAAUAGCGCAGUGCAUUCACAGUUAACUGUUUGGUAAAAUCAAAAGAAAGACCUGAAGAAAGGCGUUAAAUGAAUAUGGCCCGUGAAUACGACCAUUUAUUCAAACUGCUUAUAAUUGGUGACAGUGGUGUUGGAAAAUCCUCAUUACUAAUACGUUUCUCCGACAAUACCUUUUCUGGUAGUUAUAUCACAACAAUUGGCGUUGAUUUUAAAAUACGAACUGUAUCAAUUAACGGGGAGCGGGUAAAACUUCAAAUAUGGGAUACAGCUGGUCAGGAGCGAUUUCGAACUAUAACGAACACAUAUUAUCGCGGAACACACGGCGUUAUAGUCGUGUAUGAUGUCACCAAUGGAGAAUCUUUUGCUAACGUCAAGCGAUGGCUUCAAGAGAUAGAAUCGAACUGUGACGUUGUAAACAAAGUCUUAGUUGGAAAUAAAAACGAUGAUCCUAACCGGAAAGUGGUAAUUACCGAAGACGCAGAGCGUUUUGCCAACCAGAUGGACAUCCAAUUAUUCGAAACAUCAGCCAAAGACAAUAUAAAUGUAGAAGAAAUGUUUUUAGCAAUAACUGAACAAGUAUUAAGGCACAAAAAACUAACUCAGAAACAGGUUCAAUCAGAUCAAAAUAAUGACACCGUCAAUUUGCGUAAAGGAGGUAAUAUAAAGAAAAAAAGUAAAUGCUGUUAAUAGUAAACUAAUGAAUCCAUGUAGUGUAAUGACAUUGGAGCAGUAGGGAUGAAAAUGCCUAAAUUUUAUAAUGAAAUAAUAAAAACAGCUUAUUAUACAUUCUAUUUAUACGGUUUUUAAAAUAAUUUGAUUACUUAUUAAAAAAUAAGCGUAUUAUUCAACUAAAA